Haliotis rufescens (red abalone) is the source of this 2054-nucleotide messenger RNA. RefSeq names its product beta-porphyranase A-like. Bases 68 to 1993 code for a protein of 641 amino acids. NCBI's taxonomy places the organism in Eukaryota, Metazoa, Mollusca, Gastropoda, Lepetellida, Haliotidae. The transcript has 4 exons. The record is from RefSeq and is a predicted model, not a curated record.
AUAUCGGUAGGUUACAGAUAAGAUUUUUAACAGAUCCAGAAAACUGACUGACAAAUGUUCAGGACAUAUGCAACACACCUGGCCACCAGAUAUGGUUUAUCCAGGUAAAUCGACGCCCAUGAAGAAAAUGGACUGGACUCUGGUAUAUUUCACGUUGAGCCUGACAGUAGGCGGUGUAUACAGUGACACUACGGUGACCAUCCACCCUCAAUGGCUGGCACAGGGAGGAAAGGCUCGCUAUGACAGCAACAGGUGGAACAAACACAAUAAUCUGGAUGAAACAAACCUCAUUCGCCAUUGCCGGAGCCUCCAUACUCACAGUGGGCGCUGGAGCAACAGAGAUUAUAAUGAUCGCCUCUUCCAAGAAUGGCCAGAGGACGCAAACCACAGAGGCUACCCCGACCCCAACUACCUGAAGAACGCCACCAGACAGCAGGAACUUUUCUCCAUGUACGUUGAGAACAUCAACAGCGGUUAUCAGAACGACAUGAUCAUGAUGUUGGAAGCUGUUUAUUUCCCGAGUUGGAUAAACACGUCUGAGCAUGAAGGUCAAUUUCCAAACAAUGUCGAUGCUGCUGCCGAGUUCAUGAUGUUGAUGCUGCAAGGAGUUUAUGACUAUACCAAAGGACGGAUACCACACUACUUUGAGCCCAUAAAUGAACCGGAUGGUCGAUGGCGUAUAUUGAAUUUCACAACUGUUGCCACCUUUCACAAAUUAGUUGCGGAGAAACUUCACGCCAGGUUUAACAUCAAAGUGUCUGGUCCUACAGUUAACGGAGAAACUGGCAAGGCUGAUGUAAACAGCUUUUUAUUUUGGAAAUUACUAGUAAAUUUCAUGGACGCCACUUUAGACUAUAUAGAUGUAUUUUCAUUUCAUUCGUACAACUCACUCAUUGUUUCGGGGAAAUCGCAUAAUCUUACUGGUAUGAAUGAAGCACGUCUGGUAGCUUUUGUCGACCUGGUUGAAAACUAUGCCUAUCUGAAGACCGGAAAGAUUAUUCCCCUUGUUAUUAGUGAAUAUGGCCGCGACAUAGUGAUAGGAAUUGACAAAUUUGCUCCCUCGGGUAUAGUAGACUUUUCAACAAUAUACCACUGCAAGGCCCACAGAUUUACCCAACUAGGUCUCCGAGAAUACAUUGACAGAACAGUGGUAUUUCUUUUAGCCAAUGAAGAAAUUAUGGGACAUAAUAGUCUCAACUGGUCCCUUUUCACUCCUCAAGGAAACGCCACACGUAUCGUCGACGUGUACAAGUUUUGGUACAAAUUCACGUCAGGUUUCUCCUUCAUCAGAACUACCAGCCAGUAUGAUGGAGAGGAACGAACGGUGUCGCCGUUAGCAAUGUCUAGUUCCCAGCAUAAUGAAACGGUCAUCCUCUUGCAUAGCUAUUCUCAGAAGUCACAGGCGGUCAAGCUAGACUUUAAGGAUAGCUGGAUCAAACCAACCACUGGAGAAGCUACUUGCAUUACUAUCAAGGACGACUGGUACCCAGUCAUUACCUUCAACGAACCCUUUGACAUCAAGAAGACCAGAGGAAAAGUUAACAUUCCACCUGAGGCAACGUGUCACUUUACAUUCCAGACGCCUUCAAACAAACUGCCUUCAGUCACUCUCAACGAAACCACAUACUACGGAGCUGAAACAGUUAUACCAAUCAAGGACAAUAUCGUCAUGACAGUGAUAUCUCUACCAAAUGCCCAAUAUCACAGUGCAAGACUGAGAGUUUCAACCAGUUGGCCAAUCAAUGAAACAAACAGUGUAUCAAAUCUUACCUUUAACCUUCGCCCCCUUGACUCGUUCCAUAAGCUGUACGAUUCCGACAAGUUUUCCGGCAUCACCCUUUGGGAAGUUUGGGAGUUUGUUGUUCCUGCCUCCCUGUUUGUUACCGGGGCUAACCUGGUACAGGUCCACUUCUCUAACAACGCGACAGCAGGAUAUGUUUCUUCAGUUGCUCUUGUCACAGCAAGGCUUGUCCCAUCUGAUUUCAAGCCAUAAUAAUGAUAAUUACUCUGAAAAUUCCAAAUAUUUGAUACGAUUAAACAUGUGUUUCAAGUCA